Messenger RNA from Coccidioides posadasii C735 delta SOWgp, 1038 nucleotides. The record is from RefSeq and is a predicted model, not a curated record. NCBI's taxonomy places the organism in Eukaryota, Fungi, Ascomycota, Eurotiomycetes, Onygenales, Onygenaceae.
AUGGGACCGGAAGCGAAGCCCAAGGCGAAGAUCGAUUACAAGAUACCCAGGCCGAGCUCGAGCGUGAUCUUGAUCUCUCCGAAGAACGAAGUCCUCCUUCUCCACCGCGUCAAGACCUCGUCCUCGUUUCCCUCCGCCCACGUGUUCCCCGGAGGAACAAUAUCCCCCCAAGACGGUGACUUCCCUCCGGCCGGCCACCCGGAUAGCCACGAUGAAGGUAUCCAUUACCGUAGAGCUGCGAUUCGCGAGCUGUUUGAGGAGAGCGGCAUCCUACUCGCAAAGAACAGCAUCACAGGUCAAAUGAUCCGCGUUAAUCCCGCAGAACGGGAAAAAGGGCGGCACGCCAUUCAUAUGAACGAGACUACCUUUGAUCAAUGGCUGAAGGGUCAAGAUACCGCUGCGGUGGCUGAUACUGGUCAGAUACACCCAAACCAAAACCCUCUCGUCCCUUUUUCGCAUUGGAUAACUCCCCAGAGGAACCCGCGUCGUUUCACAACUCAGAUGUACCUUUACUUCCUACCGCAUUCGAACGGAGGUAUCUCUGAUAUUGCUGGAGAUACUGAAGUACAGGUCCCUUCAACAGAUGGAGGCAUCGAAAUUACAGAAGCGCAGUUCCUCCCCGCUACAGAGUGGCUCCGCCGUGCCAGAGUGGGAGACAUCAUUAUGUUCCCACCGCAGGUUCUACUCCUUGAUUUUGUUGCUCAAUUCCUGGAUAAGCCUGGUCCAAAUGGGACCAGUCCACAGAGUAUCUCGGGAGAGGAGUCAACCAAACGGCGAGCCGAAUUGGUCAAGUUUGCUCAUUCCGGAAACCCCCCAUGGACUCACAAGUUUAUUUCGCCUCAUCCAAUAGGCAAUGUUCCUGAUGGUAGGCAGAUCCUCGAUCUCAGCCAACCCGGACCCGAACUCAAGGGCACCGAUAAGAAAGGGGAAAUAGACCGAGUUGUGCUCGCUCGCUUCAACAAAGAAGGCCCGAGAGAGGUUGAAAUCCGAUGGAGACGCGAUGUUCUGCCUGACGGACCUGCUAAGAGUUCACUGUGA